Molecule: messenger RNA, 1224 nt
Organism: Paraphaeosphaeria sporulosa
Lineage: Eukaryota; Fungi; Ascomycota; Dothideomycetes; Pleosporales; Didymosphaeriaceae
Exons: 1
Coding region: 277-807 (176 amino acids)
Source: RefSeq, a predicted model, not a curated record
GCGCGCCGACUCAAUAAAUUUUUCACUACAGUGGUUCCCUGGCUUGGGUUGCGUUGUCGCCCUAGCACAGCCUCAAUCCAUGUUAUCGCGUGGCAUAAUCCGCCUAGCCUCAACUCUAAUACAUGAACAGAAAGUAUUGAUUUGGCGAUCUGCACAUCAGCUCGACUCCAAGUUUUUGGUAUCUCUCAGGUGAUAUAGGCGAACAGCUGGUCCAUUGGAAGCAAGGCUUACCAGAGUUCUGGUCGUGCAGGAAACGUUGAGCGUCAAAAGUUGACAAUGUCCUGCUACACGUACGUUUGGCAAGCACGCUACGAUGUCUACAGAGACGUUUGGGCAGUUGCAGUGCUCAAAAGCUACCGAUGCGUGCGCCUGAUUGUUCAUGAGGCCAUCAUAAAAUCGAUUUUUGCUCAUGAGGUUGUAGAUUAUCAGGACCAUCUACAAGCCUCUGCAGCCGUUCUCAGAGACACUGUCAAUGGAAUCUGCUAUAGUGACCCGUAUCUCCUGGGCUACACCGAUAAAGAUCUCCAGAAUCCGCAGCGCAAUCACUAUACACCGUCAAAUUCACGUCCUAACCCUGGUGGGUACUUCCUGGUUUGGCCGCUUUUUCUGGCGGGCAUGACGCGCACGUCUUCACGAACGCAGAGAACUUGGAUCAGUGGGAUUCUAGAGCAUAUUGGGUUAAAGAUGGGAUUGAAGCUGGUAAUGUCGAUGUCGAUGGCAAUGGUGCUGGCGAAGUGUGAUCGCACACAGUCGGACGGUGAGACGUGGCUCAAUGGAGAUUUCAGUGCAUGGAUGCAGACCUUCUAAUUGUCCAGCAUCUAUCCACCGCACGGCAAGUACACUUUACUUGAAUUCUGUGAUCAUUUGUUCUAGUGCUCGAAAAUCGCACAUUCUCUGAGAUACUAAGACCUUCUUCUGUCCUUUGUGACAUGCCAUACGCACAACUCUUGAGUGCUUCGCCGAAGGCCUACUGCUCCAUGUCAGAAUGCCAAUACCUGGUCCGCUUUGGACCCGGUGCAAAUUGCACAUUUGAAAUACAAUACCAAAUUCGGCGACACAGAUUUUGUCGAACAAAGCUAAUUAAAAUACACAGCUGUGUGCAGUCGAAGAAAGCAUCUACCGCUACCACCCCUCGCUCCCCGCGAAUGCCGCCUUCGCCGCUCUAUUUCUAAUAGCCACGAUUGUACACUUUGUCCUUGGGCUGAGAUGGAAGACGCCGUGGGU